UAACUGUAGACUGGAAUUUCUGCAGUUGCACUACUAUGAUUGAGGCAUUUCGUUGUUUGUGGUCCCAGCUUAUAUUAAACAGAGAGGAUUUUUUCAUAAAUCUUUGCCUCUAGGGCAGAGUUAAGGUUGUUUGGGAACCCUAGCUAUGUGUUUCCAGACAUUAAUGUCUGGAAGCAGCACCAGGAGAGUAAAAAUGGAGGUAUAUGCCUAGGGAGGAUACUAGGAGUAAAUGAAGAAGCCCAAGGGCAGGGUAGGGUUUGUGAGGAUAAGCAUUGGAAGAAGUGGUGGAGUGGAAGCAAAGCUUUUAGGAUGACUGAAAAACAGCCUAGUGAUGAUUUCUUUUAUCUUACUAGUCUCUUUGCACGCUCGCAGGCAGGUAGUUGAAUGGAUAUUGCUUUAUCCAGCACUGCUGUUAGCCAUGAGCUGAGAUACCAACAGCCCUUAGAAGGCAACUGGAGAGUUUUGAGGAUCAAAGUUGGCUGUAGCUUUAUGUGCAGCAACAGUGCUCUUUACACUGGUCUGAUCAACCCAUCACUGCUGCUCAUUUUCUUCCAUCAGUCCUCUGCACCUCAUGUGGCAAACUGGAUCAGCAAGCUUGUAUCCUGGUGAAGAAAAAAUAGUAAUCAUAACUACCCAAAUAUUUUUUUCCAACAUGUGGCUAGCUGAAGGCUGGACUGAGUGGCAGCACACGAAAGCCUUAAGUUGAAGAGGCAAAUGGCCAAGCAUACUUGGAACUUCAGCUUUAAAGCAGCAAAAGGUCAGCGCUUCCUCUAUCAGAGCUGUUUGAACAAUCCAGAUUAAACCUUUUUUUUACUUCAAAUGGCUAAUUUGUGAGCAGGUGGAGCUGGAGUCUCUUUGUCACCACUUCAUUCCCUUAUGGGCCCAUAUGCUUGCUCAGUGCAAGUACUCCUGCCUAACAUAGCGUGUCAGCCAAGGAGCCAGAGCACAUUCCUACCCGCCCCCUAACCUACCUCCCUUCGCUUUCCUGCCUGGAAAGAGAAUAGGGGCCCGUGUGGCACAAGCAGAACAGGCACAGCUGCAUGAACAAUCAGGAAUGUAUAAUUGCUCAUCACUAAGCUGCCAGACUGCCUUAAAAAGGACGUCUGCAGGAUGCUUAAGGUUUGGGGUUUUUUGGGGGGUGGGAGGGAGGUGGAACUCCACCAACCCAAGGGGGGAAAAAGACAAAUUAGUGAAAGCCUUAAACUGGCUUUUCAGCGUGCAUCUGCCUCCCCCCAUCCCUCCUUACUUCGAAGUUCGGCUGCUCUUGCCGCACCGCACUAGCAGAGCCCCGGACCCUGUCCCCACCGCCUCCCCCCGGGCGGCUGUAGGGCCGGAGUUAGAGACUCGUACGACGGCAGCUCGGCCCUGCAGCCCGGCCGGGCCCAGCCCGGUACCCGGCACCGCGGGGAGACCUCUCUGGGCCGGGAAGCGGCAAGAUAGGAAGGCUCAGGCUCAGUUCUAAUUGUACGUGUAGUGGCAGUGACAGGAAACGGCACCUGCCAUCAGCAAUGCUCAAAUCAAAGCCUCUUUAAAAGAAGUAAACGUAAAGAAUAAGAUUUUCACAAGAGCGGUUUCCUUUGCAGACAUUUGGUUUCCCCUCUCAUGUUAACGAGCGAGCGGCGAUGCCCCAUUGAGACUUUAACGGGGCCUUAAUGGCCCGGGCGAGGCGAGGCGCGGCCGCCCAGCCCCGCGGGCAGCGGCCAUCAGGGCCGAGCACCCUGCCCAGAGCUCCGCGCACUCGCCUGGCCGCCCUCAGCCUCGGCGGGCCGGGGCCCGCGGAAGAGCCGCUGCCCCCUCACACCGGCGCGGCCGUCCGCUCCGGGCACCCGAGGCGGCCUUCCCGAGCCGGCGCCGCCGGCCAUGGCGGCCCGCCAGCCGUGGCUGUGGCUGUGGCUGCGGCUGGGCCUGGCCUGGCUGCUGAGCCCGGCGGCGGCGAGCGGCCUGCCCCGGGCCCCCGCGCCGCGGGACGGGGUCCUGGCGGCGGCCCUGCAGCGGCUGCGGGAGGUCUUCGACAUCGAGGAGCUGCCGCCCGACGUGCUGCCCCGCAAGAAGCCGCCCCAGUUCAUGGUGGAGCUCUUCAACAAGGUGGCCGACGCCAACGGCAUCACCCGCGCCCCGGGGCUGCUGCAGGGCGACGUGGUGCGCAGCUUCGAGGACCGAGUUCACGAGGACCGGUACCACUUCUACUUCGACAUCAGCGCGAUGGAGAAGGGCGAGCAGGUGCUGAAAGCCGAGUUCAGGGUCUUCAAGCUGAAGAGGACGCGUGUGUCCGGAAGGUCUGACGUGAAACACUUCUGCAAAGUGGAAGUGUAUGAGCUCUUGGAGAGUGGAAGUAAGCCACAAAAAAGACAUCUCAUUGCAUCAAGAUUAUUGUCCCUGUACACAGAAGGCUGGGAAGUAUUCAACGUCACACAGACCGUUUCCAAGUGGGUUGGAAACAGCAGCUCCGACCAUGGCUUUUUGAUAACUACAACACAUGUAUUCGACAAUAGAAUUGAGCACAACCUGGUUAAGUUUGCUAAGAGCCAGGGCACUUUGCAGGAGAGUAGAAAUGCCCUUCUUGUCCUCUUCACCAACAGUAACAAGCAGAGGUCUUCCAGCUUAGUACCCUCUUUCACAAAACCAGACAUGAACCCUGCCAGAAAUGAUGGUUCACACGUGCCUCAUGAAACUCAGAUCAUCGAAAGCAGCAAUGCAAGUGUGAGCAGGAGACCUCGAGCUGCUGCAAUCCCUUCUGCCAAAAGCCAAGUAACAGCAUGUCAUCGAAGGGAACUCUACGUUGACUUCCGUGCUAUUGGCUGGUCAGGAUGGAUUAUUUACCCAAGUGGAUACAAUGCAUUUUAUUGCAGGGGAUCCUGUCUUUUCCCCCUUGGAGAAAGUCAAAAUGCAACAAACCAUGCUACAGUUCAGUCCAUAGUCCAUACGCUUAAGCUGUCUGAAGAUGUCAGCACACCCUGUUGUGUGCCAGAUGAAUUGAAGUCCCUCAAUCUUCUCUACUUUGAUGACAAAGAGAAUGUGGUCCUUAAAAAUUAUAAAGAUAUGGUGGCAACAAGGUGUGGUUGUCACUAGCAGGACCUUUUUUUGUCAUCAUUUGGCGUGCACCUGGAUUCAGUUCCCCAUUUGCCACUGAAUAUACCAAAGGAGAUGGCAUUUCUGUUUACAGGGGAGGAGAGCCAGAAUCUCAGCUGUGCUUCACAUCCCUCUCCCCUCACCAUGGCUGUGUGGAAAGGUGUUUAAGACUGACUUUUGAAGAGCUGUGGGCUUCUGGAGGGUAUGCUGACCUGCCUGGAGAGCUCUCUGAGUGACUGUACAACAGAGGAAACCAUUAAAAACACGAGCUUGAUGUGUGAAGGAGUUGAAACACAUUAAGUCAAGCAUUCAAAUUAAGGUCUUGUUCUGUAUAUCGAGGCUCAGAAUUUCCAAUGAUUUAACAGGCAUGGUAUUCUGCAUCAAUCCAGGACAGGGUGCAGGUCCCUUAAUAACACAACCUUACUCAGUUUUGACUGCAUGAUCCAGUGGGGAUCAUGCAGUGGGGGACGUACAGUCCUACACAGAGAUUUCAGCAUAAGUGUUUGCCCAGAGCUCAUCUCAGAGGCCUGUACCAUCUGCAGCUCAUGCACUACCCAAAAAUGCACUCCUUUGUCCUGUUCUUUAUGCAGCUCUACCAAAUGCAGAGACCUCCCUGUAAGUCCCUGUGGGACUUCAUACACAAUCCAAGGGAACACAUAGGUCAGUGUUUGUCUGGGAAUUGUCAAACUUUGCUUCCAACUCAGGGCUGCACCUCUGUAUGAUGAAGAUUCAGCCAGUCCCCCUCUGUAAAAUAAUGCUCUUCCACCAUGGCCUGCUGUGGCUGCUCUGCUGUGUGGCAGCAGAGAUUGCCUUUGUGUCUUUAUACAGUGGCUGUACAAUGGGGUCCUAAGCUUGGGUCAGAAUUCCCAUAGCUAAGCAGAAAGAAAGAAGACCACUAAGCUUUGGAGGUCCAUGAGAGCUGAGAGCAUGCUGGAUGCUGGCCUGGUCCUGUAUCUGGUGCAAGAUUGAUGGAAGGUACUCAGUUACUCCCUUCUAUUCUUCCUUGAAGAAUAGGACAGAGACUUGGAAUGGGCUCCCUGAGGUCUUUCAGCCUUGCUACAGUUUAUUGCAGGUAACCAGCCCAUUGCAGUUCCUCAGUCAACUCAUUGAGUUGUAACUUAAUCCUGGUUAGGUUUCUUGUCUCCAUUAAUCCUUCAAGGAGGCUGACUUCUCACAGAAUGUGACAUCUCCCGUGGGUAGAAACUUCCUGGAGAAUUUUUUUACACCAAUAAGAUUAAAAAAAAAAAAAGUUUUUCUUUUUGUAAAUACUGAUGUCUGUAAUAAAUUUAUUUUAUUUAAAACCCAAACACUUGGAGUAUAUUAACUUAAUCUGUAAUA
Molecule: messenger RNA, 4407 nt
Organism: Tyto alba (common barn owl)
Lineage: Eukaryota; Metazoa; Chordata; Aves; Strigiformes; Tytonidae
Product: bone morphogenetic protein 7
Exons: 5
Coding region: 1861-3069 (402 amino acids)
Biological process (GO): SMAD protein signal transduction
Cellular component (GO): extracellular region
Molecular function (GO): cytokine activity; growth factor activity
Source: RefSeq, a predicted model, not a curated record